AGAUAUUAAACUGAUUCCUGCUUGAAUAUGAUGACACUGAUCAUCAUGCAAUAAAAGGCAACUAAUUACAGAAAAGGGGCUUUCUUGUUGCUGGGCUAAGAAUUUGCCGAUGCAGUCCAGUUUGCCACCCGGACUCCUGAUGUCUGCAAGUGUUCUGAUAAGUUGAGGGUGACUAGGACUUGUAUAAAGAGACUACAGCACGGUUUGCUAUCCAACAUUUCACAUCUGACAAUGACAACUGAGAGCAUUGUGUUAUACGAAGACAGGAACUUCCAAGGAAGAUCCUAUGAGUGUAAGGGGGACACAAGUGACCUUCAUACUUUUUUUAGCCGCUGUAAUUCUGCAAGGGUGAAGGGGGGCUGUUGGGUUCUGUAUGAGAGGCCAAACUACAUGGGCUAUCAGUAUAUACUGGCCCCAGGGGAAUAUCCAGAUUAUCACCACUGGAUUGGCUUCAAUGACUGUGUCCGAUCUUGUCGUUUAGUCAGGCAUGUCACUGGACAUCUCAAGCUGAAAAUCUUUGAGAGGCCCAAUUUUGAUGGCCAAAUGUGGGAAGUUACAGAAAGCACCCCGUCCAUUCAGGAACGCUUCCUCUGCAGAGAGGUCCAUUCCUGCAAAGUCCUCGAAGGUCCCUGUGUGUUCUUCGAACAUGCAAACUACCAUGGCCGUCAGUACCUCCUUGAGAAGGGAGAGUACAGCCGCCACACUGAAUGGGGGGCCAUGACUCCCACUGUGGGCUCUAUUCGCCAGAUCACCAUAGACUGUUGAAAUGAAAACCUGUUAUCACUACUACUGAAAAAGUAUUGAAAAAUAAAUUUUUUG
Ctenopharyngodon idella (grass carp) is the source of this 819-nucleotide messenger RNA. RefSeq names its product crystallin, gamma S4 (gene crygs4). The record is from RefSeq and is a predicted model, not a curated record. Gene Ontology annotation, molecular function: structural constituent of eye lens. Gene Ontology annotation, biological process: lens development in camera-type eye; visual perception. Lineage: Eukaryota; Metazoa; Chordata; Actinopteri; Cypriniformes; Xenocyprididae. The transcript has 5 exons. The coding region runs from base 232 to 765 and encodes 177 amino acids.